AUGACCUAUGCCCUAUGCCACAAUCAAAAUAUGAGAAGAUUCUACAAGGCCGCGUACAAGUUAGGAAACCGCUCAGCUGAGAUAGCUCCCCGUUCCGGCGUACUGAGCUAUCUCUUCCUCCAUGAACAAUCGGGUGUGGUUCCGAUAAGUUACGAAGGUUUCAUCAGAUUGCAUCCUGGUUCAAGGGAUGAGCCGAAAAUCUAUGCUGAAGUGGUGGUCCUGGGUCUGGUUUCCGGAGGCGAUGGCGGCAUGCAGUUUCUGCGUCCUAUGGAUGGUAACACGAUGGCGGCCGCAACUGCCUUCCAGCAGCAGCAACAGGUGGCAGCAGCCGCAGCCGCCGCUGCUUCCAACAUGCAACAAGUAACGCCCGCCUACAUCACGCUGCCCAUCACGAUGCCGGGAGCGAAACCUGGCGAUGCCCAACAGACGGUACAAAUUCAAGUGCUCAAUCCGAAUCCCGUGCAACCGCCAACUCAACAGGCGCCAAAACUUCAAAUGAGUCAGAUGCAAAUACCCAUCCAAGGCUUCCAGCAGGGAACCACUGUUCUAACCGUUGCCUAUGGGCCCCAGGAUGAUGAAAUUAUGCACAACCACGGCCUGCCGGAAGGUAUGACGAUCGUGGCGGCACUACAGCCACAGGACCUGCAACUCUUGGCACAGGCACAAAAUGCCUCACUUAUGCAGCAGCAACAACAACAUCAACAGCACCAACAUCAGCUGUCCAACCAUGAUGCUCCCAUGCAUCCUGCAAUAAAGGUCGAAAACGAUCAACCUCCUCCGAUGAGGCCGAUCAAGCAGGAAGCAGUUUGGAACAACAUACCGAACCUCACGGCUGCCCCUGCUUUUGGGGCUGAUAUCGCGGAAUUUUUACAGCAACGCGGACAGGCCUUCAACCUGCAACCAUUCCUUAAGUUUAACAACAACAAUGACUCUACGUUACCGCUAGCCCCCGGGGACCAUCUGAUAGGUGGCUCGAUACCGAACAACAACGCCGGAAAUGCCUACAUCAAGCGGGAGAUCAUCGACGAGAACUCGAACGAUAACACUCAGUACGGAGCAGACAGCAGUCAGGCCGAUAGUAGUUUCAAAGAGAACAGCAGCAUAUCGGGUGACACCAGUAGCAGUACCUUCCAGGAAUCGCCGAACGCGAACAUCGGAGCUUGCACCUCCACCACAAGCCCACCUGGCGAGGAUGGAACUCCUCCGGUGACGAAGGCACGCAAAAAGCGAAAAUACAAAUCGAAACCUCCGAAACCUAAACGGCAAAAACCCGGCCAGGUUCUCAUCACGACCGCCAUCGAUGGAACGGUUCUGUUUUGCUGUCCCGAGUGCCAGAUGGCAUAUCCGGAAAAAGAGUGCCUUGAACAGCACCUUGCGGUGCAUAAAAUCGAACGAAGGUUUAUCUGCGACAUCUGCGGCGCGGGCCUUAAACGGAAGGAACACCUCGAACGGCACAAGCUCGGUCACAAUCCGGAGCGACCGUACAUUUGUAGCGUUUGCAUGAAGGGUUUCAAGCGUAAGGAGCAUUUGAAUCUGCAUUUUGUGAUCCAUAGUGGGGUGAAAACUGAAAUAUGUGGAGAUUGUGGAAAGGGUUUCUACCGGAAGGAUCAUCUGCGGAAGCACAUAAAAUCUCACAUGACCAAACGGUUGAAGGAAGAAAAGGCAUCCAAUGGUACUGCGCCUGCGGGUCGUAGCAAUGGAAGCAAUACGAACAAUAGUAGUAGUAAUAGUGGUAACAAUAAUAGUGCUAUCGAUAGCAGUAGUAACGCAGUUUCGACAACAACGGCGACGUCCUCCUCAGAUCAUCCACCCAUAUCAUUGUCGUUACCUCCGGGGAUUCCUCCUGGACUAACAAUAACGGCUAGCAGCAACUCUUUACACAACCACAGCAAUAACCAUAGCCAUACGCCAUCACAUCCGCCUCCUUUGGCACAGGGAAUCUGCUUACCGCAGGGUGUCACGAUACAUGUCCCAACGGCCGACAACCAGACGUUACCGGUGCAGAUUUCGUUACCCCAACUGGUUGCCCAGCAGCAAACUGCGUCGGACGGUUCAACCAGUACAGUUUUAGUACCUGCAUCGGAAGCUCUCCAGCAGCAGCAACAACAACACUGACCUCGGCCCACACCGGUUACCUUUGCUCAGAGGAGACGCUAGACAAAAACCAGCUCCCAACAAUCCCGCUCUCCCCCGAUCCAAUCAACCCACUUUUCCUUCCCACCAGAAAAAAAAACGUGGCAGAACGAAAUACAAUACUCAUUUUUACUUUCAUGAUGUUCGAUAGUUAAGUUAAGCAGUAAUAGGUUCGUUUAGGUUUUGCCGGUUCCCUGUGUCCAAAUGUAAGGCCAGAAACCGGGCAGCAUGCAGCGACAAAUCCCAAAAGCCGUACCGUAAGUUCCCCUGAAAUGCGCUCGAGAUCCGUGGAAAAGGGGAGACGUGCAUUUGUUGGAGUAAUUACUGUCCAUGAGGUUGUUUAAUGUCUCGAUCAAUGCCUUACUUUAGAUUGCUCUUUUACAUCGAGCGUACAGAGCAAUUUCUGUACAUAUGUAGUGUAUACAUAUUUAGAAUCUUGUAUUUUGUUGUUUUCAUUGUUUUAAUCUGUAAUUAGCGUUAAACAUUUUACUCUCAUAGAACAUGUUUGGAAUUCAAAAGCCGAGCAAAAACUGCUUGAAGCUAACAGCAGAAUUUUAUAUUUUAAAUCUUAUAUUUAAAUUAUUUAUUUUCAAACUUCUUUCCUCCUGGGGCAAUCCCGGGCAGUGGGAAACUACAGUAGGGUCUUAUCAUCUGCAAAUGUGAUCCAAGUCAAAGAAAAACUUUCCCGCCGCACACAUGGGCAGCUUGUUGAUUUUAUUUUUAACUGGUAGGAAGUUAAUUCUACAAUUUAUUAUAAAUGGUAAAACGCACGCAACCGCACAUUGAUGAAAUUUAACCGAAAGAACGUAACAAAAAGGCAACACAACAAUACAAAGGUUUAACUAGUUUUAAGCUUUAAACAAAUAUUCACCAAUCUCACAAUUUAAUAAACAAAAAACGAGAUAGUAUUCGCAAUUCGAAACGCUCGGUCAUCUAUUGCUAAAUUGAUUUUUUUUAUUUAUGUAUAUUGUUGUUAAAAAACAAAAGUGUAACGGAAAUCAAAACAAUCUGAUCAAGAACGACUGGCUGUAGGUAGAAAAAAAUGUGAAUAGAACGAAAAAUUGUAGACACAAGACGCUAGUAAGUACCUAUUUGUACUAUGUACCGUGAAAGAUUUUUUUGUUCGUUUGUUUUUUUGUGGCAACGACAUACCGUGAAAUCCGUUGCUCCAUCUCAAUGAGGGUUAUAGAUGAACAAUAAACUAAUUUAUUUUUCGAUAA
Uranotaenia lowii is the source of this 3353-nucleotide messenger RNA. RefSeq names its product specificity protein transcription factor 3-like. The transcript is spliced from 5 exons. Lineage: Eukaryota; Metazoa; Arthropoda; Insecta; Diptera; Culicidae. Gene Ontology annotation, molecular function: RNA polymerase II cis-regulatory region sequence-specific DNA binding; DNA-binding transcription factor activity. The coding region runs from base 1 to 2115 and encodes 704 amino acids. Gene Ontology annotation, biological process: regulation of transcription by RNA polymerase II. The record is from RefSeq and is a predicted model, not a curated record.